ACUUAGGAAAAGAUUUUGUUUUCUAUUUGGUAUUCUAUGUCAUUUAGCUGGUUUUAUUUAAAUGACAGUAUCCUACAGCAGGAUAUGAUAUACUCAACUUCUAGUGGUUUUUAAAAAAACCAACAACAAAUCAAACACAAAAAACACCCAAAUCCCCAAAAUUUAAAGUUUCUGUGUCCUACAGGUUGAAGAUGAAAUAUUCAGUAUCCUAGCAUAUGUGGAGAAAUUAAAAAAUAGUUUUUUAAACAUGAGUCUGCUACUGAGAGACUACUGUUAUAUUACAUAGUGAUUUAAAAUUAAUGAUGCACAGAGUUUGAGGAAAUACUGAUCUUCAUUUCAGUUGCAUUAGGUGGUUUUGUCCCCCUUUGAUUUUUACAAGGCUAGUUACAUUGCAAAUUUUGCAUUAUUAAGUUUUCUGAAUCUUUCAAGAGUAGACUUAACAGUAAAUUCUAGUUUCCUUUAUUUCCUGUUUUCUUUUACCGUGUUCUGCUUUUCUUUCAUGCUUCACUCUGUCUUCAUCUUGACUCAGAGUACAUGUGACCAAACUGAACUGACCGAGUCUGUUCCUAUCACUGUCAGUAAACAAAAGUAUCUGAAUAUCCUUCACAAGAAAUCUAUUUCAAAUAGGGCUGAAAUCAAACAUCAGACUAUUAAUAGAGUUACUGAUGGCAGUGAAGUAGAUGAGGAUACAGGCAUGCAAGCAUGCAUCAUGCCUAAUGAAGUCCAGGAGGCUGCUGCAGAUGUAAGCAGAGAAGGGUGUCCUGAAGAGCACCCUGAAGAUGGUGAGAAAUGCGAAGACACAGAGAUUUCUAGGGAGGGACUGAAAACCAAAAUUAUAGCUGAAGCUGGUAAAGAGAGCUGUGGUGAAAAAGAAGAAAAUAUAACCCAGCCUGAAAGUGGAAAAGUUAAUGAGAAACAUGAAGAAGAAGAGAGGAAGCAAGAAAUCUUCAAGCAGUCAAAUGUUGAUGAAGAAGAAUGUGUAGAGGAGCCUGAUCCUGACAAAAUGAGCUGCAAUCAGUCUGAUUCAGGGCAACCUCCUAAUCAAGCUAAUGACUGUGAAGCAGAGAAAAUAAAUAUGAGUAAUGAAAUGAAUCAACACACUGCAGAGAAUAAACAGGAAAAUGACCCAAGCUGUACAGAAGGGAUUGAAACUACCCCAGAAUUUUGUGAAAUGCUCGAGGUUUGAUGCUGUAGUGGCCCUCUAGCAUUUCUUCAGUACAAAUGAUGUAGAAGUAGAAUAGUUUGAUCUUGAUAAAGCAGUGCUUUCCUAUGCAUGGUCUGCAGGGAUAUUGAAGUACUCACCAAAUGGUCCAUAAAGCAAACUAUAUUACUUUCAUGAUAGUAUGCAUGUCAGCUUGCAAGUAAGCUACUGUCAAUUCUAAAAUUUUGAUCCAGAGAGUUUACAAAUAACCCUAAAGAUACAUGGAGCUAAUUGAUGUCUUUCAUUCUUUAAGAAACUUAUGAUAUGUUAUUAUUUACACUAAAAAAAUGCUUUAAUGAAGCAAAUACUUGAUUGCUAUAGUUAGUGAUAAAGUAAUGAAUCAAAACCACUGAUUAUUAAGUUAUUAAAAGGUUUUACUCUUUACUAGUCAGGCAUAAUAAUUUACUGCAUCACAAUGAUUUCAGUUGGCACUAUUAAGUAUGAAAAGCUGUCCUUGUGUAGUUGAAAUCACUAUCCUCCAUGGAUAAAGACUUAAGAUUUUGGGAACUAACAGAUUCAAUGAGAGUUACAUACUAUUAUUCCUGGUUUGCUCUCUGAUCCGUUUGAGAUAAUUAAAAUUUCUUAUGACAGAUGUGCUAUUUAAAAAACUAUCAGAAUAUGCCCUUAAAAUUAGGUGCUAUUCCCAGGUACAGUGUCACAGCCUACUUCAUUCAGUAGCUUAUUUAUCUUUUAGUCUUUGAGGUUUACUUCUACAGAAUAGUUUGAGAAGUAAUUUUGGUUUGAUUUAUA
This is a messenger RNA of Melospiza melodia melodia, 1951 nucleotides long. RefSeq lists its product as uncharacterized. The transcript has a single exon. NCBI's taxonomy places the organism in Eukaryota, Metazoa, Chordata, Aves, Passeriformes, Passerellidae. The coding region runs from base 500 to 1186 and encodes 228 amino acids. The record is from RefSeq and is a predicted model, not a curated record.